AUGCCUUCGAAAGUCGACAUGCCGAUCGAGGCACCAGCCCUGGUGGCAGUGACAGGCGCCAAUGGCUUCAUUGCCCAGCACUGCAUCGCCGCAUUGUUAGCAAAGGGAUACCGCGUUGUCGGCACCGUGCGUUCAGAGACCAAAAUCGAUGGUGUAAAACAGACCCACGGCUCGCACCCUAAAUUAUCCGUCGUCACGGUCAGCGACAUCACAAGCCCACGCCAGUACCUCGAGGUCCUCGGACCCUUGUCGCCCGCUGCUGUCCUACACCUGGCGGCACCAUUCCACUACAACGCCACCGAUUUCGAAAAGGAGCUCAUGGUGCCGGCCGUCCAAGGGUCCACCGCUAUCCUCGAAGCGUGCGCCGGCAUCAAGUCCGUCAAGAGAGUCGUGCACACCAACAGCUUCGCCUGCAUCUACGACGCCGCCGCGGGGCCGCGGCCGGACAAGACGUAUACCGCCAGGGACUGGAGCCCGCUGACGUACCAGGACGGCGUCGAGGCCCCCAACGCGCCGACGGCCUACCGCGCGAGCAAGACGGCCGCCGAGCGCGCGGCCUGGCGGUUCAUGGAGGACAACAGCCAUGCCGGCCUGGGCUUCGACCUCGUCAGCCUCUGCCCUGCCAUGGUCUUUGGGCCCUUUCUGCCCAAGGCGAAGCCGCGCGCCGUCGCCGACGUCAACACGAGCAACCUCAUGGUCUGGGGCGUGGCGGGCGCGGGGCGUGACGCGGCCGUGCCGCCCACAAAGGGUCCCGUCUGGGUCGACGUGCGUGACGUGGCCGACGCCCACGUCAGGGCGCUGGUGGUGCCCGAGGCCGGCGGCGGCAGAUAUCUGCUAGCGCAGGGCGUCUACUGCAACCAGGAGCUCGCCGACGUCGCGCGGGAGGUGAUGUCCUCGCACCAGGGCAGGAUCCCGGUGGGAGAUCCGGGGAAGCGCGAGGCCGACACGCACUUUGGCGUCGACGCGACGGAGACGGAGCGGGUGCUCGGUGUGUCGUGGCGGGGCCUCGAUGAUUGCUUGCGCGACCUGCUGCCCCAGCUUUUUGAGAUUGAGAAACAGCAAAGCGCGAAGUAG
Messenger RNA from Akanthomyces muscarius, 1074 nucleotides. RefSeq lists its product as uncharacterized. The record is from RefSeq and is a predicted model, not a curated record. The coding region runs from base 1 to 1074 and encodes 357 amino acids. The transcript has a single exon. Gene Ontology annotation, molecular function: oxidoreductase activity, acting on the CH-OH group of donors, NAD or NADP as acceptor. NCBI's taxonomy places the organism in Eukaryota, Fungi, Ascomycota, Sordariomycetes, Hypocreales, Cordycipitaceae.